This is a messenger RNA of Scophthalmus maximus (turbot), 3294 nucleotides long. RefSeq names its product adaptor related protein complex 1 associated regulatory protein (gene ap1ar). Gene Ontology annotation, molecular function: AP-1 adaptor complex binding. Lineage: Eukaryota; Metazoa; Chordata; Actinopteri; Pleuronectiformes; Scophthalmidae. The transcript has 10 exons. The record is from RefSeq and is a predicted model, not a curated record. Bases 153 to 1061 code for a protein of 302 amino acids. Gene Ontology annotation, biological process: negative regulation of substrate adhesion-dependent cell spreading; negative regulation of cell motility; regulation of Arp2/3 complex-mediated actin nucleation.
UGGCACGUCAUCAGCCGGAGAGGAAGGAGGACCAGGAAGUGGCUGAGGAAGAGGACUGGACCUGGGACCUGACACCUGGAGAUGUAGCCACCGGCAGUGAGGCGCCAGAAAGCUGUCCCGCAGCUAGACACCAAACGACUUUUGACAAUGCGAUGGGUAACUGCUGGGCAAACUGUGUCGGGCUCUUCAGGAGGGAAGCCAACCGGAUCCAGAGAGGAGGCGGAUCCAAAUAUUUCCGAAGCAGCACCACGGGCGAACAUUACACAAUAGAGUUUGAAAACCUGGUGGAGAGCGAUGAGGGGGAGGGGGAGAGUCCGCAGCCCUGCCCAAGGCCUAUCAGUGCAGAUGAGAUCAAGCACCUCAGAGAUCACCGCUACACUGCGAUCACAGACGAGCAGAUCCUGAUCGACCAGAAGCUACACACAGAGUUAGAGGCACAAGAGGAGAAGUUAAGGCUAGAAGAGGAGGCUAGAAAUGCCGCCCAGCGUGAGGCCGCCAGGUUGGCGCGCGAGCGAAAAGUGAAGGAGCAGCUGCCUGCCCAGAGGACGCGGGGGAAAACAGAUGGCCCUGGCAGAGAGACUGUGCAAAGAAAACAAACCUCUGGGGAGGAGUUCGACGUCUACAUCCAGAAUGUAAAAGCCCAGUCCGAGGCUUUCAGGAGCAACAGACUUCCCUCUGACACCAAUGUGGUGACUCCCAACACAGAGUGUAGCUGGGACUUCACCACUAAGACCCGCUCCACCAAUGACGACGGGACCUCGCUGGACCUCGAGUGGGAGGAUGAGGAAGGAAUCAAUCGGGCACUUCCAGCCUGGGAGAGAUCUCGGACAGAGGAGGACAUCCUGCGCGCGGCGCUGCGGCCCGGCGGCAAGCCGGUGACCAGCGGCCCCGCCUCGGCCUCCGAGGACUCCAACGCACUGGAGUGGGAGAACGAUUUUGUGAGUACUCACCCCGAGGACGGUGCGAACACUGAAUUCGAGGGAUUUGUCAAUCCCGUCCUGGACACUCCCUCCGAGGACGCCUCUGACCUGGGCCUCAGGCCGGACAACCAGGACAGAUAGUGUCCAGCACCAAAGGAAGACGUAUUCGCCCUCGUCGCAUCGAAGCUAACCAGCUUUUUUCGUCUUCAUGAAAUGGAAAUGUACCAACUCGCUCUUCACAUUCUGUAAUACGAGACCGAUGCUGCGGUCACGUGUUGUGGAUCUCAACAUCUCUACUGACAUUUUUAUCCAAUACUCAUUUUUCAGUGCCUUCAUUUGCUAAAUUAGCCAACCAUUUUAUGCAUUGUAACUGAUCGAAUACAUCCAUUACCACCUGACACAUUGUUCAGUCAGUGCUGAUUUUCAAUGCACGCCGGGUGCUGCAGGGGGAGGAGGAGGAGGAUCAAUGACAGAAAUGGAGGCAUGGUCCUGAGGAAUCAUUUAUUACGGUUCUCUUUUCACUUUUGAAAUCUCACAGGUGAAGGUUAUAGUCUGCAUUGAACCAUUCCUAACGAUGUAACACCACUAGAGGGGCGACAUAUCAGUGCCUGGGAACCAAAUGCAGUUCUGAGGUCAGCACCUUGCUCAGUGGUAACUGCAAGAGUAUUCCUCUUUGUAUUUGAGGGUGGGGAAAAAAACCUGAGUCAGCACAUAAGAAAAACAUCCACACUGCAGGAAAACAAAUCUUUCUGUGUGGUCCUUUAUUAAGUUAUUGCAUGAAGGCCAAAAAGCAGCUGGAUUUCAUAUUCAGGUCGCUGAUCAAAAAGGUAAAACAUAAGACUCAACUAUUUCAAUGGCUCCGUUCAUUAACACAACCACAGUUUCCACAUCUGAGCCUGGUGGACCCCGGAUUGUUUUCAUCAGUUGUUUUUAUGUUCCUUUGAAUCAUGGGUCGAUUGCUCAGCGACCUCAAACGAGGCAUGCAUUUUGGGAAAUGAUGUCAGUGCAUGCACUCUGACAGGAAGACUGUGCUCACUGCACUGAUAUCAGCUGCUUUCCUGAGUGAUUUUACAUACUGUUAGUCUGAAUCUGCCGCACACCAGUUUGCCAGUGUGGGAUCCAUCCAGAUGAAAAACAGUGUGACUCUGUGACUGUAGUUUAGGUACUUUCUGAUAUUUUAACAGAAAAUUUGACUGGACUCAAAGUCAACUUCUUCUUAAUUAGAUUAAAUGAAUUACGCCUCUCAGGGCUCAACUGCCUCAUGUCCAGAAAAAGGAAAUUCUUUUGCUGUCAUGCUCAGUUAUAUUAUGUUUCUAAUUGUGCACAUUUCCAUUAACCCAGACCCCCUAUUAUAAAACAGCAUAAUUAAGCACAUUCAAUGACUCGUGGGCCCGUUGUGUAGAACAUCUGGGUUUUUUAACUGGUCCUUUUCAAAGAGACACCAUCAUCAAAUCACAUGGUUUCUUCACCUGGUUCUGAGGGUAACAGCAGCAUGUGGGAAAAAAAAUCCUUAAGAAGCUAGUUACCAUUUUCUUGAUAGCACUAAUUCCUAAAUCUAAGUAUGUGUCCUAUGUCACAUAUUGAAAGCAACAUCAGUAAGCUGUAAAUGCGAAUAAUUUCUCUGAACUGCAUUUCUUGCUUGUAUUUGGUGUUUGACAUUUUUUUUAUGAGAAAAAUCAUUUUCAAGUAUAAUGAAUAUAUAUCUGAUAUGAUUUGAAACCCAAACCAGUUCCUCUCAACUGAAAAAAAACAGUCCUGAAUCUUGUCUGAUUGGUGUUUACUGCUAAAAACUGAAAGCAAUAUUUUGUGGAGAUCGAGAUCUAAAAAUUGAAUGUAAGGACGGAGGUCACCUAAUAUUCGAACAUGACUCUGUGGUCCUGAGCUUUGUCGCGUCCCAGACAACUGAUCUGCUGUGUACGUUUUUUCCGCAUUAAAUUUUUUUAUACCCUGAUAUUUUGACCCACCUCACAUACGUUUAUUGAGCACGAGCCGAGACAGUAGUGUUUUCACGUUGAUUAUUUAUUCCGUCUGAAUCGGGAGUAGAUGUCGGGUUGCACUGUUUUAAUGUGUAGAGGUUUGAUUUGCGUCUAGACGACAUUCACUGAAACGAUUAACUUGUGUGGAGAGGAAACAAGUGCACUGCUGUGUGUAGACGUGACACGGGUUCAUUUGCAAAGAUUUUUCUUUAAUACUCGAGUGUGUCAUUUAACAAUAGUAUUGUUUUUAAACACAUUUCGAUGUGUUAUGUUUUGCUCUGAUUACAUGAUCUGAUUAAUCACUGUAAUUUUCUGUAAAAAACAAUCAAACAAACAAUGUAACUCAACAUUCCUUUUCACACUGAGUCUGAGAAAAAAAAUUAAAGACCUGAAAAAUG